CGGCAACAAAAUUAAAACCCAGAGAGAUUUUCUUUGGUAUAAAAGAUGGUGAAGAACGCCCACUUGAUAUGGAUCAAAUUUUGGCAAAUAGAAACAAGAUAUACGAUGACGUUGUCAUGCAAUUGGAACGAACCCAGAAAAAGGAUCUAGAUCAACACAAUCAAAAUAGAGAAGAGGAACCUGAAUUGCAGGAGAACGAGAAAGUGUUCCACAAAGUGCAAGGAAUCAAAUGUAAAACCAAGAAAAAAUUUGACGCGGUUCAAGUUAUCCAGAAUAGAAAUAAAACAUUCAUAGAUAACUCGAAUCGCAAAUUACAUAAAAAUAAUUUAAAAAGACUUCGUAAAUAACGCUUACUAUUUCUAUUUUUAGGAAAACCAUGCUGAUCUUAACCAUCCUAAUUCCACUGUCCAUUAUGAAGACCACGCAGACGCAGACUAUACAAAUACAGGACCUUUCGAACAACCCAGGACUACUGACGAUAAAAACAGGACAAAGCCUCAUCAUCAAUAGUUACGACAGACUAUACCACGAAGUCGACCUUACCCAAUACGAACCUUCCAGCUUCAACCAACUACUCUUAGAGCCAGUACCUAUCAACGGUAGAACGAUGAAGAUACCUACAACAUCAGCACUAUUCGGAAUAAACUCAACGUUUUUCAUCAAAAUGGAUUGUCGAGCAAUCGAAACAAACACUUUAUGCAACCGGAACGACCUCAUGGAUGUUUCCACAGAUAACUGCUUUUCAAAAAUUCUAAGAGGAUACCCAGGUAAAUGCCCUUUCACCGAACACUCCAAUACAACAGUAGUCAAAAGACUCACCGAAAACCACAUCAUCAUCAAGAACACAUCAUCUAUUGAAAUGGGUACAAACUGCAAUUUAUCCAACAGAACACUGAAGGGAACAAUACUGAUAUAUUUUUCAAACUGUACAAUAACACUGAAUAACAAGACUUACAGUAACUUGGAACUGUACAGCAAACCUCAUCAACACAUCAUCCCACUCGACGGAGUUCAGAUAGAACACAAAAUCGAACACGAUAUUUCCAUGCACAAGCUACAUGAGUUGCAUAUCCAUAAUCGUCAGAAACUUCCUGACUUAGAAAACGAGAAUAUCAAAUACACCUACACCAGUGUAGGCCUUUCAACUUUUAGUAUCCUUUCAGUGCUCCUUGUUACCUCAUACAUCAUUAUCAGGAGACGUUCAACAACCAUUCCAAUAAUCGUAUCGGGACGAUACGAUCUUAAAGGGGAGCAGUUACCAACCAACCCACCACGUCACAUCAAGUUGGCAACGAUAAAACACCAAACAUCCUACAAACACUAUUUGGCCCGAAUCAUCAAAAGCAUCAACCCCAACAACCACGUGAGCGACCGGCAAACGCAUAACAGCCUACAGCACAUUUACCUUUUGACGAUAAACUGCGGCAUCAACAAAAUAACAUCCGGACAACGACGACAACAGUGA
Armigeres subalbatus is the source of this 1465-nucleotide messenger RNA. RefSeq lists its product as uncharacterized. NCBI's taxonomy places the organism in Eukaryota, Metazoa, Arthropoda, Insecta, Diptera, Culicidae. The record is from RefSeq and is a predicted model, not a curated record. The transcript has 2 exons. Bases 377 to 1465 code for a protein of 362 amino acids.